This is a messenger RNA of Cicer arietinum (chickpea), 902 nucleotides long. RefSeq lists its product as uncharacterized. The record is from RefSeq and is a predicted model, not a curated record. Lineage: Eukaryota; Viridiplantae; Streptophyta; Magnoliopsida; Fabales; Fabaceae. Gene Ontology annotation, molecular function: calcium ion binding.
AUGAAGAAGAAAAAGGUUAAAACGGGAAAAUAGAAAAUGUGUUGCGUGGAUUGAAUGUAAGAAUAGCAUAACAAUAUGUGAAUGUGAUUGAGAAGCCAAAAUCAAGAUUUUAAUUAAUUCAUCAAUAAUCAUAAUAAUAAUAUCAUUUUCCACACGGAGCCACUCUCCAAAGCUUCGAAGACUAAACACAAAUUUGGUUCAAAUUAUCAUCAUCAUCGAUAAAUACAUCAUGGGACAAAUCUUUGACAAGUUUCAAGGUGAAGAGUGGAGGAAAAAGCAAAUUAGGCAGAUAACAGAUAGAGUUUUUGAGAAAGUAAAGAAUCAAAUUCAAACAGAGAAUUUGAGUUUCGAAGAUCUGUAUAUUGCUGUUUUACUUGUUUACAAUGAUAUUAACAAGCUUAUUCCUGGUCCCCAUUUUGAUCCUCCGUCAAAAGAUAGAGUCAGACAAAUCAUGAAGGAAUGCGAUCUGAAUUUGGAUGGAGUAAUUGACCGUGAAGAAUUUUUCAGUUUCAUCCAGGUCAUGACAGCUGAUACAUUCACUGUUGUUAGUCAAAAACUUAUUAUCACUUUGGUUGUAGCACCAACUGUUGCAAUGGCAACAAAAAGAGCCACUGAAGGUGUCCCUGGUGUUGGAAAAGUGGUGCAAAAGUUACCUAAUGCAGUUUAUGCAUCCCUUGUGACCCUUGCAGUUGUGUGGUUCCAAAAGAUGGGAGAUGAUUCUCUAAUCAUCUGAUUAUUACUAUCAUUGUUCAUUUCUUAUAAACAUAAUGAUAGAAUUAUCUUGAUUGUACAUAGUAUUGCCACUUUUUGCAUGUUAUUGGUAAAAUUGCUGUCAUAAAUAACAAAGAUUGUGGUUGGCAUUUUGAACAAAAUAUAUUAUACUCUUUGAGUCUUGAGUUUUC